Nannospalax galili (Upper Galilee mountains blind mole rat) is the source of this 4025-nucleotide messenger RNA. It is a transcript of the gene Itga2, whose product is annotated as integrin subunit alpha 2. The coding region runs from base 165 to 3707 and encodes 1180 amino acids. The record is from RefSeq and is a predicted model, not a curated record. Gene Ontology annotation, biological process: cell adhesion mediated by integrin; integrin-mediated signaling pathway; cell-matrix adhesion. The transcript is spliced from 30 exons. NCBI's taxonomy places the organism in Eukaryota, Metazoa, Chordata, Mammalia, Rodentia, Spalacidae. Gene Ontology annotation, cellular component: integrin complex; external side of plasma membrane. Gene Ontology annotation, molecular function: integrin binding.
GGUCCUCGCGCUGAAGAGCUACGGGCAACUUUUCCUUGCUCUCAUCCCUGCCGGAAAAGAAGUCCUCCCAACAGCUUCUGGGGAGUCUCUGACUUUCGGAAGCCCUUGGCCAAGGGCAUUGUGCGCACUCCUAGAGCAUCGCCGGUUCCCAGCGCAGACCCAGGAUGGGACCCGGACAGGCAGCGGGCGCGCGGUUCCCACUGCUGCGGCUGGUGGUGCUCAGUCGGGGCAUCUUAAGUUGUUUGGCAUACAAUGUUGGCCUCCCAGAAGCAAAAAUAUUUUCCGGCCCUUCAAGUGAACAGUUUGGCUAUGCAGUACAGCAGUUUAUAAACUCAAAAGGCAACUGGCUACUGGUUGGUUCACCAUGGAGUGGCUUUCCAGAGAACCGAAUGGGAGAUGUGUACAAGUGCCCUGUUGACCUAGCAACUGCCACAUGUGAAAAGCUGAAUUUGCAAACUUCAACAAGAAUCUUAAAUGUUACUGAGAUAAAAACCAACAUGAGCCUCGGUUUGACCCUCACCAGAAACACGGGAACUGGCGGUUUUCUAACAUGUGGUCCUCUGUGGGCACAGCAGUGUGGGAAUCAAUAUUAUGCAACUGGAGUUUGUUCUGACAUCAGUCCGGACUUUCAGCCUUUGACCAGCUUCUCACCUGCUGUUCAGACCUGCCCUUCCCUCAUAGAUGUCGUGGUUGUAUGUGAUGAAUCAAAUAGUAUUUAUCCCUGGGAAGCAGUAAAGAAUUUUUUGGAAAAAUUUGUACAAGGUCUGGAUAUAGGACCCAAAAAGACACAGGUGGCAUUAAUUCAGUAUGCCAAUAAUCCAAGAGUUGUGUUUAACUUGAGCACUUUUCAAAGUAAAGAUGAAAUGGCUUCAGCCAUGUCCCGGACCUUCCAAUUUGGUGGCGACCUCACAAACACCUUCAAAGCAAUUCAAUUUGCAAGAGACAUGGCUUAUUUACCAGCUUCUGGCGGACGGCCAGGUGCUACCAAAGUCAUGGUAGUUGUAACUGAUGGCGAAUCCCACGACGGGUCGAUGCUGAAAGGUGUGAUCCAGCAAUGCAACGAAGCAGAGAUCCUGAGGUUCGGCAUCGCGGUUCUUGGGUAUUUAAACAGAAAUGCCCUUGAUACCAAAAAUUUGAUAAAAGAAAUCAAAGCAAUUGCUAGCACUCCAACAGAAAGAUACUUUUUCAACGUGGCCGAUGAGGCAGCUCUUCUGGAAAAGGCUGGGACAUUAGGGGAACAAAUUUUCAGCAUCGAAGGUACUGUUCAAGGAGGAGACAAUUUCCAGAUGGAAAUGUCACAAGUAGGAUUCAGCGCAGAUUACUCUCCUCAAAGUGAUGUUCUGAUGCUAGGUGCAGUGGGAGCUUUUGACUGGAGUGGAACUGUUGUCCAGGAGACCUCUCAUGGGCACUCGAUCUUUCCUAAACAAGCAUUUGACCAAGUUCUGCAGGACAGAAAUCACAGUUCAUACUUAGGUUACUCCGUGGCUACAAUUUCUACUGAAAAUGGUGUCCACUUUGUUGCUGGUGCACCUCGGGCAAAUUAUACUGGGCAGAUAGUGCUGUACAGUGUUAAUGAACAUGGCAAUGUCACAGUCAUUCAGACUCACAGAGGGGACCAGAUUGGCUCCUAUUUUGGUAGUGUGCUCUGUUCAGUUGACGUGGAUAAAGACACCAUUACAGAUGUGCUCCUGGUAGGUGCUCCAACAUACAUGAAUGACCUCAAGAAAGAGGAAGGAAGAGUCUACCUAUUUACCAUCACAAAGGGCAUUUUGAAUCAGCACCAAUUUCUUGAAGGACCUGAAGGCAUUGAAAAUGCCCGGUUUGGUUCAGCGAUUGCAGCCCUUUCAGACAUCAACAUGGAUGGCUUUAAUGAUGUGAUCGUUGGCUCACCUUUAGAAAACCAGAACUCCGGAGCUGUGUACAUUUACAAUGGUCACCAGGACACCAUUCACACAAAAUAUUCCCAGAAAAUCUUAGGAUCCGACAAGGCCUUUAAGAGCCAUCUCCAGUUCUUUGGAAGGUCUCUGGAUGGAUAUGGAGAUUUAAAUGGGGAUUCCAUUACUGAUGUGUCCAUCGGUGCUUUGGGGCAGGUGGUUCAACUCUGGUCACAGAGCAUUGCUGAUGUGGCCGUAGAAGGUUCCUUCACUCCAGACAAAAUCACUUUGUUGAACAAGAAUGCUGAAAUAAUCCUCAAACUCUGCUUCAGAGCAAAGUUUAGACCUACUGGGCAGGACAAUCAAGUGGCCAUCAUGUUUAACAUGACACUUGAUGCGGACAGAUAUUCAUCCAGAGUAACCUCUAGGGGAUUAUUUAAAGGAGUUAAUGAAAGAUUCCUGCAAAAGAAUAUGGUUCUACAUCAAGCGCAGAAAUGUUCUGAGUUCCAUAUUAGCAUACAGAAGCCCUCUGAUGUUGUCAAUCCUUUGGAUCUGCGUGUGGACAUCAGUCUGGAACACCCUGGCACUAGCCCUGCCCUUGAGGUCUACUCUGACACUGUCAAAGUCUUUAGCAUCCCUUUCUAUAAAGAAUGUGGCAGCGAUGGGCUUUGCAUCUCUGAUCUGAUCCUGGACGUCCAACAGUUACCAGCUGCUCAAAAUCAACCAUUUAUUGUCAGCAACCAAAACAAAAGGUUAACCUUUUCAAUUGCACUAAAAAACAGAGGGGAAGGUGCCUACAACACUGCAGUGGUGGCCAGUUUUUCAGAGAACUUGUUUUUUGCUUCAUUCUCCAUGCCGGUUGAUGGAACAGAAGUAACAUGCGAGCUUGGUUCAUCUCAGAAGUCUGUUACCUGUGAUGUGGGAUACCCCGCCUUAAAGAGUGAACAGCAGGUGACUUUUACUAUUAACUUUGACUUCAAUCUUCAAAACCUUCAGAAUCAGGCAUCUGUCAGUUUCCAAGCCCUCAGUGAGAGCCAAGAAGCAAACAAAGCAGAUAAUUUAGUCAGCCUCACAAUUCCUCUCCUGUAUGAUGCGGAAAUUCACCUAACCAGGUCCACCAACAUCAACUUUUAUGAAGUCUCUUCGGAUGAGACUGCUCCUUCUUUUGUGCACAGUCUUGAAGAUAUAGGUCCAAAAUUCAUCUUCUCCCUUAAGGUAACAACAGGAAGUAUGCAAGUAAGCAUGGCGUCUGUCACCAUCCACAUUCCUCAAUACACCAAAGAAAAGAACCCACUCAUGUAUCUGUCUGAGAUACAAACAGAUCAGGCUGGAGAUAUCAGUUGUGCAGCAGAAUUGAAUCCACUGAACAUAGGACAGAUGCCGUCUUCUGUAUCAUUCAAGAGUGAAAAUCUCUGGCACGUGAAAGAAUUGAACUGCCAAACUGCCUCCUGUGGUAACAUCACCUGCUGGCUGAAAGACCUUCAUAUGAAAGGAGAGUACUUCAUCAACAUCACUACCAGACUUUGGAAUGGAACCUUUGCAGCUUCGACUUUCCAGACAGUACAGUUAACAGCAGCUGCAGAAAUUGAUACCUAUAACCCUCAGAUAUAUGUGAUCGAGGACAACACUGUCACGAUUCCCCUUAUGAUCAUGAAACCCAAUGAGAAAGCCGAAGUCCCUGUAGGAGUGAUAGUUGGAAGUGUGAUUGCCGGGCUCCUUCUGCUGUUAUCUAUGAUUGCAGGUUUAUGGAAGCUUGGCUUCUUCAAAAGACAAUAUAAAAAAAUGGCCCCAAACCCAGAUGAGAUCGAAGAGUCCGCAGAACUCAACAGCUGAACCGUGGGGCGACACCACUGCAUGGGGCUGGUGGUAUCCCAGCCAGCUUCACUACUGUGGUGAAGGAUCUCUUUUAAGUCCAGUUUAAAAUAAUGUAAUAGGUAAACUAGCCUGAUAUUUUUAAGAGAAACUGCUGGUCAGUUUGUAAUGAAGAAAUUAUGGGCAGCAUUUAGGGAUAAAAAGACAAAAGACAUUAUAUACAGAGAAAAAAACUGCAAUCUUUAUACUGGCUGGUCCAGAGUUUGCAUUAGAAUGUUUCCAUGUCAGAAAGAGGAAAUGUUUCUAGGCAUGACAAGCUUUAAAGAAAAUUAUAACAUA